Messenger RNA from Engraulis encrasicolus (European anchovy), 1558 nucleotides. It is a transcript of the gene tmed1a, whose product is annotated as transmembrane p24 trafficking protein 1a. The transcript is spliced from 4 exons. Lineage: Eukaryota; Metazoa; Chordata; Actinopteri; Clupeiformes; Engraulidae. Gene Ontology annotation, biological process: intracellular protein transport; endoplasmic reticulum to Golgi vesicle-mediated transport; Golgi organization. The record is from RefSeq and is a predicted model, not a curated record. Gene Ontology annotation, cellular component: Golgi apparatus; endoplasmic reticulum-Golgi intermediate compartment; endoplasmic reticulum. The coding region runs from base 88 to 765 and encodes 225 amino acids.
UCCAGUGAAGUUCCUGGUUGUGGUUUAUGAACUGCCAGUUCACGGAAACGGUUGAACACCUGUUCUCUCUAUUCCAACACACUCAUUAUGGACAGUCUAUUACUGAGGGUGUGUUCGGUGUCUUUUCUAUUUUCUGCAGUGGCGACAGUGACCUUGAAAAAAAAUCAAGACGUGGAGUUCACGUUUGUUUUACCCGCGGGAGCAACAGAGUGUUUCUAUCAGACCGUCGCGCGUCAGGGUAGCUUGGAAGUGGAAUAUCAGGUUAUAGCCGGCUCAUCGUUGGAUGUGGGCUUUGCUCUCAUCUCCCCCAGUGGCUACAGGCUGGUCUCAGAGUUCCGCAGGUCUGAUGGCAUCCACAGUGUGGAUCCUACUGAGGCGGGAGACUACAGGGUGUGUUUUGACAACAGCUUCAGCGCCUUCUCAGAGAAGAUGGUGUUCGCCAGGCUGAUCAUGAACGACCCGCCACAGACGUCCCUUGGAGAGGACGACACCUGGGAGAGCACACCUGAACCUGACAGCUUACUGGAGUACAAGCUGGGAGACAUAAGGGAAAAGAUCGAGGUUGUACGGCAGCAUCUGGAGCAGAGUCGUCACGCCCAGGCGGCACUGCAGGCUUUCGAGGCGCGCGACCGCUACCUGUUAGACGACAACCUGUGGCGCGUCUCCUUCUGGUCGCUCAGCAACCUGCUGGUCAUGCUGGGCGUGACCUUCACGCAGGUCUACACGCUACGCCGCCUCUUCGAUGACAAGCGGAGACGCACUUGAAAAGUCCCGUUCUGGAACACUUCUUUCACUACUAAAGAUUCCAAGACCUCUCUACCCUGAAGAUUCCAAGACCUCACUAGUACCCUCAUUGCCAAAGAUUCCAAAACCUCACUACCCAAACAACCGGAGAUUCCAAAAUCUCUGAAAAUUCCAAAUCCUCACUACAGAACAUUCUAAAAACCUCAGUACCCUACCCUUACUUCUGAAGAUUCCAGAACCUCACUAGCGGUCUGUGAGGAUUUUAAUGCAUCCAGGCCAAAAGACUUGAUGUAGUUGUAGCCAAGUGGACUACAACAAUGCCAAAAACUAUGCUGUUUUGACCAUCUCGACUACCAUUUAAGAAAUAUUGUCAAGGAGAGGAGGGAUUAGUAACCAGCAGGAAUACAAAAAGGCAGCUAGCUCAAAGAAGCUACAAUAAACAUUUAAGAUGAUUUUAUAUAUUUAUUAUUAUUAUUAUUGUUGUUGUUAAUAUGGACUGAGGCAGAAGCAUUGUUGUGUAAAUGAAAGUAUGACUAGAGGAUGAGCUGCCAGAGCUCAGGUAAGAGGGGUCAAGCACGCAAAGACUUAUAUUGUAAUGUGAAAAGGUUCAUCCGAAAUGUAAGGUAUUUGUUCAGUUUAACCCUUGGGCGUGUGCACUGGAAAUUUGAACAACAAAAGUAAUUAAAAUCGUUUGCUAGUUGUUUAUGACAUUGACAUAAUGUUUAUGACACAUUCAUGACAUGCAUUAUGACAGUUAUGACACCAUUAUGUCAUACGUAUGACGCCGCCGUCAAGUAAAAUGUUACCGAAAGUU